Molecule: messenger RNA, 2110 nt
Organism: Bipolaris sorokiniana ND90Pr
Lineage: Eukaryota; Fungi; Ascomycota; Dothideomycetes; Pleosporales; Pleosporaceae
Exons: 1
Coding region: 320-1765 (481 amino acids)
Biological process (GO): regulation of DNA-templated transcription; aflatoxin biosynthetic process
Cellular component (GO): nucleus
Molecular function (GO): DNA binding; zinc ion binding; DNA-binding transcription factor activity, RNA polymerase II-specific
Source: RefSeq, a predicted model, not a curated record
CCACGCGUUGAGGCUGGUUGGGCUUACUCGCAUUAGCUUCGCAACGAAACUGUUACGGGGAUCAUUCGGUGAGGAGGGCCUAAAGACAGUGUUUGUCCGGCGAGGAGGGCCUAAAAACAGUGUUUCUCCGGCGACGUUGUUCUAACCCCGGCUAAAGUGCAGUGUCUAACCAAGUGGCAAAGAUAGAGAGAAGCGUAGCUUGAGAUCAUAAAGCUGCAGGGAAGUCUGCAUGGGUUCUUUUUAUCGCCUGUUGUACACCAGUGCUUUCAUUUCAUUGAUAUUGUACCCCACAGUAUUGUUGUCAACCCCGUUGUACAUAAUGUCGAACCAGGCACAACCACGCGCGCAGCUGCGAAGUACCUGCAAUGCAUGCGCCGAUGCAAAAAUUGGAUGUACCAAAGAGAAGCCGUCAUGUGCUCGCUGCGUGCGACGAGAAGAGACCUGUGUCUAUGCUGUUAUUCGCCGAGCGGGACGUCCUGCUGUGAAGAAGACCAAAGUGACGACCGAUGGCCCCACCACGACACAGCAGUUUGUAUCUGCCACCGAUAGUGGUAUGCAAAUGUCCAAUCCAAUCUCUGCUACCUCGGGAGCACAAGAGCUCCUCACAAUGGCGCAAGCGCCUGAUGCUGUGAUGAUCGACCAACCUUCGUCAUCCACCUCGCCACAGCUGUCCAGUGACAUAUUCAAUGCUUCCACUCCAGACUUCGCGGACUUCAGCGGGCAGGCAUGGUCUGGCAAUUCGGUGCUGCAAACGGUACCGGAAACCAUAGGCGACGACUUCGACUUCCUAGCGUCUCUUACCUUGCCGCCUGACUUCGAUCCUAAUCCCGAUUCGGUGCUCAACCACAACGACUUCGAAUUUUCGUUCACGCCUUCCAGCACCGACAUCCCAGACCGACAAGUUCUAUUUCCGAUUGAGGUAUCCACGGUGCCCAUAGGAGCCGGGCAAAUUUCAGAACAGGCCAACCUUCGGCAGAUCCCGACCACAACAAAAGCAAAGUUGGGAUUGGUGGAUUGGUUCUCAACGAGCAACAGCAGCACAACCAGCGGCUCUCCCCGGUCGAUCCCUACUCCGCCCGCACGCAGAGAUUCGGUGUUGGGCCAGGUUGCUCCGAGCUCGCCGUCAAAUUGUGGUUGCAGUGCGAAGGCGCAUGCAGUCUUGCGUGAGCUGGUCAUGGACAAACAGAAAGGCGAGACGCAUACUCUACGCCAGCUGGAGUAUGUGCUGUCGCAGAACCAGACAGCGAUGGAGACGACUAAUGCUGUGCUCGCCUGCCCUUGUGCCAAAGACAUCUCGUCACUAUUCACGCUGGCGCUGGUCGUGUUCAAGACGCUUGGCUGGUACGCAGCAGCGGCAUCAGCAUGCCACGCAAACGUCACCAGCCUACAGCCAGACGAGCUGGCAAAUCAGGCAUCGUUAACCGUACGGCUCUCGGCGGACGGCCUGCCCGGCUACGAGCUGGACGGUGAGGAUGGGAACCACAUUGUGCGGCAGCUGGUAUUGUCGCGCCUGCACCAGGUGCAACGGGUGGUGAAGGUCUUGUCGCAGCAGCUGCAUUCGAUAGCGGAGAGGGAGCAGCGGUCACGGGCGACUAGCAGCGGCAAUGGCAUCGAUGCCACGGUGAGGGACCUGCUGUUCGACGACAACCCGUUCGACCAGACCAUGUCGCAGAGGCUGGCGCAAGUGUUGGAGGCCAGUAUGCGCGCUCGAUUGCGCGAUCUGUCUCAGGCGUUAUUGACUGCACUGCGAGACGGUGCACCCUGAUGACUUGCAUGUAUGUAUGGGGGUCAGAACUUAGGAUGCGGUCAGAAUUCAGGACGGAGCUCGGCUCACCCUACGUGCCAAAAGCAAAAGUGUGGCUGACAACGGCUGCUAACGCCGGCCCGCCGGGACGCUCCGCAGGUUACCUGAGCUUUCGAGCGGUGAGAUCAAGAUGAAAACUCCAAGUAUACAGUAGAGGUGAGAUUAUGUCACGAAACUCUCUGAACUUGAGGCCAAGCCUCGGAGAUGCUUUGGACACCCCUCGGGCCAGCGAAGCCACAGUCACGUGCAUAGAGUAUAUAGUCUCAUCCGAACCUUAGGUUACUCCUAUAGACAUAGAUGCGUAAG